This is a messenger RNA of Ostrinia furnacalis (Asian corn borer), 2544 nucleotides long. RefSeq names its product Protein O-mannosyltransferase rt (gene rt). NCBI's taxonomy places the organism in Eukaryota, Metazoa, Arthropoda, Insecta, Lepidoptera, Crambidae. Gene Ontology annotation, biological process: protein O-linked glycosylation via mannose. The coding region runs from base 168 to 2507 and encodes 779 amino acids. Gene Ontology annotation, cellular component: endoplasmic reticulum; membrane. Gene Ontology annotation, molecular function: dolichyl-phosphate-mannose-protein mannosyltransferase activity. The transcript has 9 exons. The record is from RefSeq and is a predicted model, not a curated record.
ACUUGUUGUUAGCCAAAUGUCAAAUUCUUGUUUACGUAUGACGUCCACAAACUACUUUGGCUGAGUAAAAAAGUUUUGAAACGACUUGUGUUGUGGAAAAAUGAUAACUCCAUGAGAAUUCUAUUAUUAUAAAAUAAUACAUUAUUGCUAAAGUUAUAAAAUCCAAAAUGAACGGAAAUGAUCUUAGUUUAACAAAACGUAAGGAUAAGAAAAAACUAAAGGAGGUCAUAGAAUCACAGGAACCAAUUUCAAAUGAAUUAACACUAUUUAACACUGAAAGAGAAGUGGAUGAUGGUGCACCUUCUGAGAGUGUAAAUAAACUUCCUCAAGGAAACUGCUCAGUGGAAGAAAUGAAAAGACCAUCGAGCUUUUAUAUUCAUCUGGAUAUUGAUGUUGUGUGUUUCUUACUUUUGAUGCUGGGCCUAUCUACUAGACUUUAUAAUUUAGACCAACCCCGUUACAUAGUGUUUGAUGAGUUACAUUAUGGUCGAUAUGUGUCUCUUUACGCUAAAGGUGUUUUUUUCUUUGAUGCUCACCCACCUCUUGGAAAACAACUACUGUAUUUAGCUGGACGUGCUGCAGGAUAUGAUGGGAAUUUUACAUUUGACCGAAUAGGAUCACCAUAUACUGAAAGUGUGCCAGUAAAAGCUCUUAGACUAAUUCCAGCAGUUGCUGGAAGUAUAAUAGUCUCAAUCACAUAUCAACUGAUGCUAGAAGUAUCUUGCUACCAAUGGACAGCUAUGCUAGCAGCUUUGUUAAUUUUAUUUGAAAAUUGUUUCCUAGCACAAUCAAGGUUUAUGCUAUUGGAAAGCAUUCAAAUAUUCUUUGGCUUAUGUGGUCUCCUAUGUGUUGUUAAAAGUACUCGUAGAAAUGGGAUAAUUGGUGUGUUAUGGUUAUGCACAGGGGCUCUGUCUUUAGGAUGCUGUUUUUCGGUGAAAUACUCUGGUAUUUACACAUACUUUUUGGCUCUACUCAUAGUUGGACGUCAAGUGUGGCAACAAAUUAGUCACACUAAAUCAGGACUCCACCUUGCACUGUCUAGUUUAUGGCGACUGCUGGUGUUAAUUGUGUUGCCACUGUCAAUCUACAUUGGCGUGUUCUACGCACACCUGAUGAUGUUGCCGAAAGCUGGUCCUCACGAUAGUGUGAUGACUAGUGCCUUUCAAGCAUCUCUUCAAGGUGGGCUUGCUAGCAUAACGCGCGGGCAACCCUUACAUGUGUCCCAUGGAUCUCAAAUAACUCUGAGGCACACACAUGGGCGCACGUGCUGGCUGCACUCGCACGCACACGUGUACCCCGUGCGCUACUCGGACGGGCGCGGCUCCUCGCACCAGCAGCAGGUCACGUGCUACAGCUUCAAGGACGUCAACAACUGGUGGAUCGUCAAGCGGCCGGAACAGGCGUCGCUGGCCGUCGGACACCCGCCCGACUCUAUUCGCCACGGAGAUGUGAUUCAGCUUCUGCAUGGCAUUACCAGCGGCGCGCUCAACUCUCACGACGUCGCAGCACCUGUUUCGCCGCAAUCGCAGGAAGUGUCUUGCUACAUCGAUUACAACGUUUCGAUGCCAGCUCAGAACCUUUGGCGGGUGGACAUAGUGAACCGGGACAGCGAGGACGCCACGUGGGACAGUAUUCGGUCCCAGGUGCGCCUCAUACAUGUGGACUCGGGCUCCGCGCUGCGGUUCAGCGGCCGGCAGCUGCCUUCUUGGGGCUUCCAUCAACACGAAGUAGUCGCCGACAAGGUCCUUUCUCAUCAGGACACAGAGUGGAAUGUGGAGGAACAUCGAUACACAAAAGCUGAAGAUAGAAGAGAGAGAGAACGCGAGUUAACAACAGCGGAAAUGAUACCAACAGCCGUGACCCAGCUAUCCUUCUGGGAGAAAUUCAUCGAGCUGCAGUACAAGAUGAUCACGCACGCGCCCGACGCGCCGCUCGGCCACAUGUUCGCGAGUGAGCCGGCCGAGUGGCCGCUUUUGGUCCGCUCCAUCGCGUACUGGUUGUCUCCUAAUUCCAAUGCACAAAUACACUUGAUAGGCAAUUUGGUAACAUGGUAUGCUGGUACAAUCUCGGUACUGGUAUACAGCGUAUUGCUCGCCGUGUACGCGAUUCGUCAACGCCGCGCCUGUGUGGACCUGCCCUCUGCUGCAACGCAAAGGUUCUAUGAUGCUGGGUUUAUCCUCUUUUUAGGAUACUGGAUACACUAUCUUCCUUACUUUUUCAUGGAUAGAACUCUUUUUCUUCACCAUUAUUUACCUGCUUAUGUAUUCAAAAUCCUUCUUCUAACUUUUGUUAUUGACCAUUUGUACUAUGUAUUACAGAUGAGAGAAAAAACUAAAGCAUUUACUAAUAUAUUUAUAGUAGGUGUAUUUGUAUGGUUGGGAUAUGUUAUCCUUACAUUUAAAAAGUUCAGUGUCCUCAACUAUGGCAAUGCAGAUCUCACUGAAAACGAUCUCAUGAGUCUUAGGUGGAAAGACACAUGGGACUUCAUUUUACAUAAAAGGGUGUAAUAAUACAUAGUUUAAAAUAUGAUAUUUUUACAUAUAG